Messenger RNA from Pseudogymnoascus verrucosus, 1869 nucleotides. RefSeq lists its product as uncharacterized. Gene Ontology annotation, biological process: ubiquitin-dependent protein catabolic process; protein deubiquitination. Gene Ontology annotation, cellular component: cytoplasm. The transcript is spliced from 6 exons. Bases 120 to 1613 code for a protein of 497 amino acids. NCBI's taxonomy places the organism in Eukaryota, Fungi, Ascomycota, Leotiomycetes, Thelebolales, Thelebolaceae. The record is from RefSeq and is a predicted model, not a curated record. Gene Ontology annotation, molecular function: cysteine-type deubiquitinase activity.
CACCAAACACGUGCUUCAUACUUAACAAAGGUCACAACUAUUACAUCUAUAAAGGAUUUAUGGUUUUUUAAAAGGCCAUUAGUCAAUCACUACAUCAUGGUCAACCACGAUCAAAUUGAAUGAAUAUGUCUGGCCGGUCCAAGCUGAGUAACUCAAGCUCACAGGUUCCUCGAAGGUCCGCUCGCCAUAAGACCGGCGAAGGGACAACACCAGCUCCAGAAUUCGAGGCCGAAGGGAAUGCAGCAACUCAUAAUGUUGACACUUCCUCUGAGCCUCCGCAGCUGGAAGAAAAAGAAGACGUAACAUGUGAAGCCAGUGCUCCAAAACUUGAGGAUAACCCUCAUAAGCAAAGGCCCAAAAGAGCAUCCAAGCGCCCUCAAACCCCAAAGUGUCAUAUAGAUGACCCUCUGGAUUUUAUUACGAAGGCAACAACAAAAUCAGACCUUGACAAGUGGAAAGGAUGGUGCGAGGUUGAAUCGGAGCCUGCCUUCUUCAAUGUAAUUCUUCGGCACCUCGGGGUGACUGGUAUCAAGGUUCAGGAAGUAUUUAGUUUGGAUGAUGAGAUGCUAAGUUUCCUGCCGAAGCCAAUUCAUGGGUUGAUUUUCCUGUUUCGGUUCGAGGAGGAUGACCCAGCAAUGCAGGAGGCAACUUGCCCAGACAAUAUCUGGUUCGCAAACCAGACUAUAAGCAACGCAUGCGCGACUAUCGCCCUGCUUAACAUAGCAAUGAAUACCCGGGGAGUUGACCUUGGACCAACCUUGAAUUCGUUGAAGGAUUUCUCAAUGCCAUUAACUCCUGCACUUCGCGGAUACACAGUCGGCAAUCACGACUAUCUUCGGAAAAUUCAUAAUUCAUUCUCGCGGAAGAUGGACAUGCUCAAUUCUGACUUAUUCCUUUCAAAUGAUGUCACAUCGAAGGCCAAGUUACCAGGGAAAACGGGAAAAAAUGUCGAGCAAGAGCAGGCUGGUUUUCACUUUAUUUCGCUUGUCCCAAUUGAUGGCAAACUAUGGAAACUAGACGGGCUAGAAAGGCAACCCAUGAACCUUGGAGAGUACGUUGGUGACGACUGGAUGGGUCUCGCCCGGUCUAUUAUUGAAAAACGUAUGCAGAAGUACGACGGAGAUCAAUUUGAGUUCAGCCUUCUUGCACUAUGCCAAAGCCCUCUACUCGCCGUUCACAACGAUCUCGCGGAAAAUAUCCGGACAACAUCCGCUGUCGAGGGACGGUUUGCGAGCUUUCAACCGGAUUGGCGAGGUUUCGUCGACAGCCAGUGUUUGGAAAAAACCCUCUCGGGGCCAAACGGCUCCUAUGGUAUCACCGCGCAACAUUUGGAGUCCGUGCCAGCCUCUGCUCCUAUUCUACAGGAGAUUCAAACCUCAACUAUCACGACGGAGCGCCUACUUGACCUCUGGAAACAGCUUUCUGAUUCACAGGCGCAAAUGAGAGCUUCAUACAUUGAAGAGGAAACAGCCAUUCAGCAGGACGAAGAAAGAGCAGCAACUCGGUGCCACGACUACACUCCCAUGGUUAAUACUUGGCUGGCUGCACUUGCUGAUAAGAAUGUUCUCAAAUCCCUAAUAAAUGAGGCAUCACAUGGUUACGACCAUGAGUAAUUAACGAGGUUAACGGGACACGUUCAGGUAGUGAAAUUCUCCAAAGAAUAUGUCUCUACUCGAAUAUAGUAUUGUUUUUGCCAUACAGCCAUGCUAAUCAUCGGGGUAUUCGUCCCGUAUAUUUGACACAAAUCUGUGCCUCAAGCCAUCCCAGCGCUUGAAGAAUCUCCCGGCCAGACUCAUCAGCGAAACUGGGUUAUCCGGUUCAAUCAGUUCCACGUUCUCCUCGGCCACAUAGCGAAUACUAGUAUCUUCA